Acanthamoeba castellanii str. Neff is the source of this 453-nucleotide messenger RNA. RefSeq lists its product as uncharacterized. The record is from RefSeq and is a predicted model, not a curated record. NCBI's taxonomy places the organism in Eukaryota, Discosea, Longamoebia, Acanthamoebidae. The coding region runs from base 1 to 453 and encodes 150 amino acids. The transcript has 3 exons.
AUGGAGGAGGAGCGUAAAGCAAGGGAGCAAAGCGAAGCCAAGGCCAAGGCGCGAGCUACCGAUACGCCCACUUCUCCUUCUACCGAGGGCCACGAGGAGUACGUUUGCGAGAGACGCCAGCUCGAAGAGACGACAAAACGAGCCUUGGAGGAGAACGAUAAGCUGAAGCACGAACACUCGGCGUUCGCAGCCAAGCUCAAGGCCAAGAGCGACUGUAUCGAAGCUCUCAAGUAUCAGUUGGAGGCCAAACUUGGAGACAAGGAGAAGCAAUUGGCGGCUCUCGCUACGAAGGUUAGCAGGAGCGACGACUUGAUCGACAUGUUCGAGCUCAACUUCAAGCAAGUACAGCAGGAAGUUGAGGAACUCUCAGCUGCCUUUCGCAUGGAGAGAGACACCGGUAUCGUAUCUCUGCGAUCAGCCCCGAUAGCGCUAACUCGUUCGCUGUCCGAUUAG